AUGGGGAACUCUGCUUUACUCUCUGCCGUACUAGAAUACCGCGAUGAACUCGGUGCGGUUGCGGAAUUUCUCCGGAAGCUAGCAGGCAUCUGUUGGACCCUGAAUUACUUUAGUAUGAUGUACGUUUCUGGGAGAGAGAAGAUUCCAAACACAGGCAUAUUUCCUCUUUGUAAUGACAUUGCAUGGGAGUUUGUGUAUGCCUUCGUUCACCCAGCCGCAAGUGCUCAUUGGGAAGGUGGUGUGAAAGUGUGGUUUAUGGUUCAUCUUGCUGUGGUCAUGUACAUUCUCAAGUUUGCACCAAAUGAAUGGAACGAUGUGCCAAUGGUGAAAAAGAACAUCUACUUGAUUUAUUUGGUGGUCAUUCUUGGCUUCCUUGCCGGUCAGUUGGCUUUCGCCGCUGAGGUUGGGCCUGACAAUGGUUUCUUUUGGGGAGGUGUCCUAUGCCAGACGCUCGCAAGUCUCGGACCCAUAUGCCAGCUUCUGAGUCGGAACAGCACUCGUGGCGCUUCCAUCUUGACCUGGUCACUGCGCGCGAUUGCAACCUUCGGAGGUUUCAUCAAACUGACCAUCUACUAUCUCUGUGAUACACCCGCGGGUCCCUGGUUCGAGAGCCCCAUGUGUCAAUUCUAUAUCGGUUUGACUGUCGUGCUCGACAUCACAUAUCCGUGUCUGUAUUAUGUUAUUCGACGUCAGGAAAAGCGUAACGUCUCAGCAGAAAAGAAGAUCAAAUAG
Molecule: messenger RNA, 732 nt
Organism: Penicillium nucicola
Lineage: Eukaryota; Fungi; Ascomycota; Eurotiomycetes; Eurotiales; Aspergillaceae
Exons: 2
Coding region: 1-732 (243 amino acids)
Molecular function (GO): lyase activity
Source: RefSeq, a predicted model, not a curated record